This is a messenger RNA of Nycticebus coucang (slow loris), 3369 nucleotides long. RefSeq names its product nerve growth factor receptor (gene NGFR). Gene Ontology annotation, biological process: Rho protein signal transduction. The record is from RefSeq and is a predicted model, not a curated record. Gene Ontology annotation, cellular component: cell surface; plasma membrane. The transcript is spliced from 6 exons. Bases 119 to 1411 code for a protein of 430 amino acids. NCBI's taxonomy places the organism in Eukaryota, Metazoa, Chordata, Mammalia, Primates, Lorisidae. Gene Ontology annotation, molecular function: death receptor activity; nerve growth factor binding; coreceptor activity.
AGCUGAGCCUCGGCCAGCUCCAGCGAACAGGCGGGCGCUGGAGCGCCGCGCAGCCCAGCCCUAUCGGUCCGCAGAGCGGACUGAGGUGGAAGCCGAGCGCUGCCGCGGGAGGCGAGCGAUGGGGGCAGGUGCCGCCGGCCGCACCAUGGACCGGCCUCGCCUGCUGCUGUUGCUGCUGCUGCUCCUGGAGGUGUCCUUCGGAGGUGCCAAAGAGGCAUGCCCCACAGGCCUGUACACCCACAGCGGAGAGUGCUGCAAAGCCUGCAACCUGGGUGAGGGUGUGGCCCAGCCUUGUGGAGCCAACCAGACUGUGUGUGAGCCCUGCCUGGACAGCGUGACGUUCUCCGACGUGGUGAGCGCCACUGAGCCAUGCAAGCCGUGCACCGAGUGCGUGGGCCUGCAGAGCAUGUCCGCACCGUGCGUGGAGGCCGACGACGCCGUGUGCCGCUGCGCCUACGGUUACUACCAGGACGAGACGACCGGCCGCUGCGAGGCAUGCCGCGUGUGCGAGGCGGGCUCGGGCCUCGUGUUCUCGUGCCAGGACAGGCAGAACACCGUGUGCGAGGAGUGCCCCGACGGCACGUACUCUGACGAGGCCAACCACGUGGACCCGUGCCUGCCCUGCACUGUGUGCGAGGACACUGAGCGCCAGCUGCGCGAGUGCACGCGCUGGGCCGACGCUGAGUGCGAGGAGAUCCCUGGCCGUUGGAUUAUACGGUCCACACCCCCAGAAGGCUCAGAAAGCACAGACCCCAGCACCCAGGAGCCUGAGUUUCCUCCAGAACAAGACAUCAUAGCCAGCACAGUGGCAGAUGUGGUGACCACAGUGAUGGGCAGCUCCCAGCCCGUGGUGACCCGAGGCACUGCUGACAACCUCAUUCCUGUCUACUGUUCCAUCCUGGCCGCUGUGGUUGUGGGCCUCGUGGCCUACAUCGCCUUCAAGAGGUGGAACAGCUGCAAGCAGAACAAGCAAGGGGCCAACAGCCGGCCAGUGAACCAGACACCCCCGCCAGAGGGAGAAAAGCUCCACAGUGACAGUGGCAUCUCUGUGGACAGCCAGAGCCUGCACGACCAGCAGCCCCACACACAGACGGCCUCCGGCCAGGCAGCCCUCAAAGGUGAUGGAGGCCUCUAUAGCAGCUUGCCCCCAGCCAAGCGGGAGGAGGUGGAGAAGCUGCUCAACGGCUCAGUGGGGGACACCUGGAGGCACCUGGCCGGAGAGCUGGGCUAUCAGCCCGAGCACAUAGACUCCUUCACCCACGAGGCCUGCCCUGCCCGCGCCUUGCUCGCCAGCUGGGCUGCCCAGGACAGCGCCACCCUCGAUGCCCUCCUGGCUGCCCUACGCCGCAUCCAGCGUGCUGACAUUGUUGAGAGCCUGUGCAGUGAGUCCACGGCCACGUCCCCGGUGUGAGCCCAUCUGGAGAGCCCCUGCCCUACCCCAACAUUCCGAUAACUGAUGCUCCAACCAAGCCUGUCCCCCCUGGGGUGGGCCAGCCCAUCAGAGCUGCACUCCUCUCCUCUGGGCAGGGCCUCGGUGUCCAGGCUCCAAAACCACAGCCCUGUUGCCGCACUCCAAGUGGUCCUUCACUUCUUCCCUGUCCAGCAAGAGAAGUCCCCCUGCUGCCUGCCCCACCCUGCCUUCCCCUUCACCAUCCGAGGCCUCUGCCCUCUUCCCCCUACACCAACCCACAUAACAGGUGUUGUAGCUGGGGGGCCGAUACCAGGGAUGGUGUUGGGGUGGUGAUAAGGCCCUGGAGACCCAGAGGGAAGUACUGAGGAAUCAGAGCCAUAGACUCUACACUGUGAACUUGGGGAACGAGGGAGAAUUCCAGUGGCCUGAACUCUCCCUCCCUUGCCUUGCCCUACCCUCUGGCUUGACGUGAGGAGGAGCAGAGGUCUGUCAGAGCUGGAAGUGGGUUUUGAGCUCAUUCCACCCCUCAUUUUCCAUUCAGGACAGUGAGGCCCAGAGAGAGGCAGUGAUUUGCCCAAAGUCACACAGCAGUGGGGGGCCCAAGUAUAGGCUAGCACCCUCCUCUCUAAAUGAGAGGCCUCAGGUUUGCUAAAGGCAGGGGGGCAAGGUGGUCUUCCGGGAAAUGUAGUGAAGUGGUCACGCUGCCUGCCACCAUCUCCAGGUCCCUAUCCCCCUUUGUAGAGAUGAGAUGCUUGCCCAAAGCCUGGUCAUCAUGGUCAAGUCAGGUUUGGGUUUUGUGGAAAAGGGUGCUGCUUCCCUUUGUCCCUUAGGCAUGUCAGUGUGGCCUCUGUGGGCUGCCACAGAUGGCUGCCCUCUGGGCACAGGCCUGGAGCCAAGACUGGCCCCUGGAAUCAGCCCUAGGGGUCAGGGACUAAAGACCCUUCUCCAUGCAACACAUACACACACACACACACACACACACACACACGCACACACACAGAAUGAGAAAUCUUGCUUUUCUCCAUGAGUUCCUUCUCUUGGGCUGAGACCGGAUCCUGCCUGGGGCAACUGCCAGAGAAACAUCGGAGGGAAUUGAACUCUGCUCAGGCUGUCUUCCCUUGCCCCUGGGUUUGGCAGGCCAAGGAUGGCUGAGGCUUGAGCUGGUGUCUGUCUUCAAGGGACUGCACGUGGAGGAAUGCGAAUGUGCCCCCAUCCUCCCCUCCCCUGCAAGCAUGGGUUUGGCUGGGCCCAGAAGGCUGAGAUGAAGGAAAAUGAAAAGUGGGCCAGCGUGGGAACGCAGCAAGAAGGAACGGAGUUAGACUGUGGUCUGUAGGGAGUUCCUCCCAAGUUCAGAGGACCCUGCAAGAGACUGUUUUUUCCUUAGCUUGGCCAGAAAGAGGCCUCAAGGUCUCAGCGGCCUUUCCACGCCCUCCCUGGUCUGUUCUGUUUUGCUUGAUGUUGGAAUGAGUGUGGCUCUCUGUCUAUUUAGCAUGAACGAGCUCCAGGCAGGCUGUGCAAUGACAGCCACCCUUUCCCUAACCCAGGGUGCUCCCAACCUGUGAAAGGGAACAGGAGCAUUGUAUGUAGAUGGUAUUUCUUUGACCUCAAUCUGUGAUGAGAGGAGAAAACUCACCUGCUGGCCCCUCACCUGUGUACCUGGGGAGUGGGACAGAGUCUGGUGUAUUUAUUUUCCUCCCCAGCAGUUGGGGAGGAGGUUGGGGGGUUGUAAGUAUGUUUUAGCAUGUGUUUGGUUCUGGGCCCCCCCUGCCUCCCCUUGGGCUGAGAUGGGACACUUUUGGCCCCCCCAGCUGGGAGCUGCAAGCUCCAGACCCCCUGUAACCCUCCCUAUCAUCUCCCCCUUGCAUCCUGUGUAAUCAUUUCUUGGGCCCUCCUAAAACCUCCACAUAAAACGUAAGUGAUGAACAUUAAAUAGCAAAGAAAGAAAAAUAGUGCAAAGA